Messenger RNA from Plectropomus leopardus (leopard coralgrouper), 2823 nucleotides. Lineage: Eukaryota; Metazoa; Chordata; Actinopteri; Perciformes; Serranidae. The record is from RefSeq and is a predicted model, not a curated record.
AGAAGUGCAGGUUGUGUCCCGUCCUCUGCAUCUCAUACAACGAAAAUAAUUCAUGAAGAGUGGCCUGAUCCUUUACAUCGCCCGUGUUUAACGGCAGAGGUUGUAUUUCUACGGUUUCAUGGUUUUAAUACGGAAAGAAGUGAAUUGUUUGGCCGUCGGAGGAUCAAACUAAUGUUGUGUCACCGCUGUUAUUCCUGGCUGCUGUUGACAAUCCAAAGUUCAUCACUGCAGGUGGAGUUGAAGUGGCUAACGUUGUUAGCUUGUUGGUCCUUUUGCAUCGUUGAACUGCUGAAGAAAAAUUCACUGAAGGAGCUUUAAUGGCAUCCUAUCCGACAACAACCCCUCACUGCUGUCUCAACAAUGAACUCUGGAAAGCCUCAGGCGCUCACUGAAGAAUGGCAAGGUUCAGGCGCAAAUCUUGCAUCACGUUAAUUGCUUUGGUGUUGCUCGUGCUCAUAGUAACGGUGGUCUUGAAGGCGCUGACACCAGAGGACUCUCCGUUCAGCAGCCCUGUCGGUGUGGAGCUGUUCCCGGACAGAAAGAAUGACGAUCAGGUCCAGAAAGACAACAACAAACCUGACCAAACCAAAAUGAAUGAUUCUGCUCAGUCAGACAAACUGGAGGCUUCACUGAGAAGGUUCCCUCCUCCAAACUACUACGUCCAUGCCUUUUACUACGCGUGGUAUGGCAACCCCAAAUUUGAUGGCCAAUACAUCCACUGGAACCACCCGCAGCUGCCACACUGGGACUUUAAGGUGGCUCAGGGGUAUCCACAAGGGAGACACAGCCCACCUGAUGACAUCGGGGCCAACUUCUACCCGUCUUUAGGGGCCUACAGUUCCAGGGAUCCCUCUGUUUUAGAGUCUCAUAUGCAGCAGCUGCGCACAGCGGCCAUUGGUGUCCUCGCCGUUUCCUGGUAUCCUCCUAAUUUGAGUGACGAUAAUGGUGAGGCGAUGGAUGACAUUGUGCCUUUGCUGCUGGAAGUGGCAAAUAAAUACCAUAUUAAGGUGGCGUUUCACAUCGAACCGUACAAAGACAGAGAUGAAGUCAACAUGUUCACUAAUGUCAAAUACAUCAUUGAGAAAUACGGGGAGCACCCUGCAUUCUUCAAGUAUCGGACAAACACUGGCAAGCUUCUUCCGCUCUUCUAUGUUUAUGACUCAUAUCUGAUGAACUCGGAGCAGUGGGCCAAACUGCUCAAACACACGGAGAGUAACAGCAUCAGGGAUACCCCGUAUGACGCCAUCUUCAUCGCCCUGCUGGUGGAGGAGAAGCAUAAGAGGGAGAUCCUGACUGCUGGUUUUGAUGGCGUCUACACUUACUUUGCCACUAAUGGGUUUUCCUACGGGUCCACUCAGCGGAACUGGGACUCCAUUAAAGCUUUCUGUGAAGAUAACAACCUGAUAUUCAUUCCAAGUGUGGGCCCCGGGUACAUCGACACGAGCAUUCGACCCUGGAACUUCCAAAACACUCGAAACCGCAUCAAUGGCAAAUACUAUGAAACCUCGCUGAGUGCCGCGUUACAAGCCAGACCUGAUUUCAUCUCUAUAACGUCGUUUAAUGAAUGGCACGAGGGGUCUCAGAUUGAAAUGGCGAUUCCAAAAACAAGUCAGACUGUGUAUCUGGACUACCUGCCCAAUAAACCUGCAAUCUACCUGGAGAUAACUCGCAAAUGGGCUGCGAUAUUUGGUGGGGAACGACGAAGAUGGCAGGACUGAUCUGACUAAGAGCCAUAGCAGAUGUGUAUUCACGGUUGUAUAAAAUAAUUACAUUAAAGCUAAAUGAAGUUGCACAGUGAAAUGCAAAUGAUGAGAACAGACAACUGAUUUUCAAAGCCACAAGCAAGCGAAUAUACCGACCAAAAUUUAAAUGCAACUUUGUUUUUGCUCCCAUUUUUCAUACAUUUAAGGUAAAGAGCCAAGACUUUUUUCAUGCACUCAGUAGAUAUAUUUCCUUUCUUUUCCGCAAACAAACAGACAAUCUUAUUAUUUGUAGCUGUACACCAUCAAGAGGCCUGUGACAAAUGCACAUUUUGAUAACAGCCAAAACGAACAUUUAGCAGUUAUAGUUAUACAGUUGGAUCAUCAGCAGCGUCACUGUGAGCGAAAUAAGCCUCGCCAUCAUCUUUGUUCAAACUAACAUCUGUCCAUAAAACAUUUCCAUUGUUAAAAAAAUACAUCCCAGAGAGGAAGAGUUAAACCAAAAUUAAGUAAAAUUAAAUUAGUAGAUAUAUUUCUCUCAAAUUUUGGUUGCAAAUUUGUGAAAAUCCUUGUUAGUGAACACUUCUCUUUUUUUAAAUAAAGUCCACCCUCCUGACAGCUGUGGCAUAUCAGGAUGCUGAUUAAACAGCAUCGUUACCAUGCAGCCGUGCUUCGGGAUGGUCACAAUAAAAGGCAGCUCUAAAAUGUGCAGUUUGAUCGCACAACACACCGCCACAGAUGUUCCAAGUUUUUAGGAAGUGUGCCAUUGACAUGCUAACUGCAGGAAUCUCCAGUGUUGUUUCUGUUCAUCUGGCAGUACAUCCAACCAGCCUCACAACAGCAGACCACAUCACAUCAACCCUUAGGGACUGUUUGGUGCAUUUUGACUCACUUUUCAUUCUUCAUUUUGUAAAAUUUUGGCUGUGUUCAUGCAUAUGGCAUACAUUUUGACAAGAUUGUGUAUUUUUGUUUGACCUCAGAAAUUCAAGCUCAGCUCCUACCAUUAGGAUAAAAUACUCUGUGUAAACAGAAUUGUUGCAUUCAUUAGACUGUUAAGUGCAAAAAAUGCGCCAUUGAAACCCAUUCAAAAUGCAAGUUUUGAUCCCACAGCCAUCAAAGCAUA